AUGAUGUUGGGAGAAGUUGAGCAUAGCAUUCGGAAAGCUCCGAAAGGUGUCGACGCGUCCGGUUGCUCAGGAGAACGGAACAAGGCCAAAUAUGUCCCGAUGAACCAGUACGGACACGGCCAGCUGAUGGACGACUACGUUUUUCUUGAGGACGUUGGACGGCGAGCAGGCGAAUGGGGCCGAGAAAUCGUAGGCGGCAACUACAUGACAGGGAACACGGGACAUAGGGGGAGACCUGGAAGUUCAAGAGGCGGGAGGGGUCACCCAGGUCGCGAACGGGCCAGAAGAGAGAAAAAGACGAGUGGAAAGCGGGAGGCGCUUCAAGCAGCAUUGGAAAAGUGCGACAUUGAAAUGGAGUUCUUGCCAGUAGGAAUGGACAAAAGGGCCCUUAAUCAAUCCACAUGGGAUCACAAAAAACGAGCAGCCUAUCUGACCCUCGAGCUCGUCAUCCAUCCCCCACCAUACGCCAGUGCCGACCAAUGCAUCAAAAUCCUCACCCAUCGCAACGACGCGUCUCAACCCCUGCUUUCCCUUCUUCAAAAAGCCGUAAAGGAGCGGGUCAAGUCCAAAAAGGAAUUGGCCCCACCAGAAUGGCUUUGUCCUCUCGUCCUUCCUCCAUCGUUGUUACAGGAUGCUGACACCUCAGAGGCCGAUACCGAAGAUGCCCAAUUCACGCCCCCUCGAUGUUACACUGCAGCAUCACCAGCAGCGUUGUCGCGUCCAUCUUCUCAAAAAUUAUUCCACUCUGUGGACCCAUCCCAACCUCUGUUGGCGGGCCUGAAGUUUACGACAUUCGUCGAAUUUCCUUCGCUACAUGUUUAUGACCCACAGCUCCCACCACCGGGAGACGUUGUGGAUGCGAAGGGUAUGGUGACCGUGUACGCUGACAUCGAAGAAGAGAGAUACGAUGAAGCAAGGAGGGCAAAGAGAAGAAGGCUAGGAGACCGUGAGGGACGGCAAAGGAUCGGCACUUUGCUGGGUGACUAUGGGAGUGAGGAUAGCGAGGACGGCGCGGAACGGCAGAGUAAUGGCCUCAGUGGAUUGGGAGCUUACGGCGGAAGCGAUGAUGAAUCAGAAGGCAACAAUGAAUCCGUCGAUGGAGACAUGGCCACAAAGGUCGCCGUGAUUGAUGCCAGGGUUGGGGAAGGGGACACCAUCGAUACGGCAGACAACUCUGAUGAAGAUGGCGAGGGCGAUGCCCCGCUGGAUCCGAACCUUCUCCUCGACCUGAUCAAGCAGAGCAGGACCAUACAGGAGGCAGUGGAUGAGGACAUGGUAGACUGGGAUGCUGGAUCUGGGGACGACGAAGCGGAGUGA
Messenger RNA from Coniophora puteana RWD-64-598 SS2, 1317 nucleotides. RefSeq lists its product as uncharacterized. Lineage: Eukaryota; Fungi; Basidiomycota; Agaricomycetes; Boletales; Coniophoraceae. Gene Ontology annotation, biological process: snoRNA localization; maturation of LSU-rRNA from tricistronic rRNA transcript (SSU-rRNA, 5.8S rRNA, LSU-rRNA); box C/D snoRNP assembly. Gene Ontology annotation, cellular component: nucleus; pre-snoRNP complex. The transcript has 3 exons. Bases 1 to 1317 code for a protein of 438 amino acids. The record is from RefSeq and is a predicted model, not a curated record.